AUGGCGAAAGAUGAGGCCACUCUUGAAAGAGAAAAGCUUGAAAAACUAGAAAAAUUGAGGCAGGAGUAGUCAUAAAUGACAUACCAAGACAAAAAUAGAAUCGAUGACAACUAAGGAUCUGCUUAUUUGGUAUCUUAGUUAGAUGGUGGUGCUGAAGAUGGAGAUGAACAGCAAUUUUAUAAAAAGCUGUUAUUUACAGUGCCAGAACACCCCAAGCCGAAGUAUCUCUACUACACUUCAGAGCUUUAGCAGUUCUUUAUAAAGCAAGCUGAGUAAUUAGAAUAAAAUCCAGAUCAAGACAAUAACUUCAUAUUUGGGGAAUUAAUGAAAAAUUAGAUUAUUAGAACUGAGUUUGAAAGAAUUGCAAGUAGUUUUGGAUAGGAAGCAUUCGAACUUAACAAAAUAGGUCUUAUUAACUUCAUCAAGAAGGGUAGACAGAACUACACCUAUGCAGUACAAUACUUUGGAGUCGAUGAAGGUUAGAUUGGUAUCUUGUCUAGAAAAGUACCCUAUGAUUCGUCCUAUAGAAGGCUUCAAAAUACAUUCAGAUUGCCAAGACUCACUCACGAUAUAAAAAUUGCUCAACCAAAAAAAGACAUAUAUGAGCAGGUUGAGGUUGAAUACAGUGAAGAGGAGGAAGUCAAUGUUGAAGUGGAUGCAUCAUCUGAUGAAGAUUUCGUUCCAAUUGUUAGUAAACCUAAGAAUUCUUAUGAUGUAGUUCAAGGCUCAAUCACUGGUGCUGAGUAUAAAAACUUGAGAAAAGAUUCAAAGCCUCUUGAAGAAGAAUAAAUAUAGAAGCCAGCUAUAAUUUCAAUUUCAACAGAAACAGCUAAAAAGAAGAAAAUAAUAAAGGAAAAGCGCAGAGUCAAGAAGAAGAAGACUAUCAGAAGACUAAAGGAGAAAAGAGUGGAGUCUCCUCCAAUGGAUUAAGAGUUAGGAAUAAGUUAAUCUUUAUAUAACAUGCAGAGUCAGUCUGAUGCUUCAUAGCUUCAAAAUGAUAUCGAAGUCAAAUCCAUUCAAUAUCUGUAGUCGAAUUAGUUGAGUGCUGAGUCUCAUUAGUAAAAAGCAUUUAGUGAAUCUAAAAAGCAAAGUAACUCAAGAAGUCAGCCCGACAUCAGAGUCACCAAUUCAAGGCAAAAAGCUGAAUAGAGCACUAUGGUCUUUUAGGAGAGAUCCAACGAGGAACUGAGAAGUCUGGAGAACAUUGUGGAUGAGAGCUCACCUUAUAUGAUAAAUUUCAGAGAACUGUUCAAACGAGUGGAGCUAUCUAACAUUCAAGACUCCAAGUUACCUCAGCCAGAGAGGUAUAACCAGUACUUAGUGCAUUAAUACUCUCUUCCUAAGGGUUUACAUGGUAUUAAGAGACAAUAAGUGCUCUCUGAGGCUGAGUAAUUUGACUAGGAAAGAUACUCGAAGAAAAAUGUCUAAUUGCACAUGGUCGAUAAAGGACUUUCUCGCAUGAAUUUAGGAGGGUAGACCUAUGGCCUUAAGGGGUCAAAGGUUAAGCCAUUAUAUUUCUAAGCUAACCCCACUAUGCCGUCUUAGAAGCAAUCAGGAUAUAACUCAUAGAACUAAAAAAGCAUGCUGAAUAGAAACUAGAGCAUGAGUCAGACUACUACAAUGGAUCUCCACAACUACAAUCAACCAAUCUUGAAUGCUAAGUACUCAUUAAACAUUGUAAACAAUAGAAAGCCAUUUAAUCAUAACAAUUUAAUGCUUGGCUCCGAGGAUAUCUCUGUUAAUCAGCAAUAUUUGAUUGGCAAUAAGAUGACAUAAAAUGCUGAUACCUCUCAGCUGUAGUCAGUGGAUUAAGGAAAGGCCUCUCAAAGGUCACACAUGCCAAGUGAAUCAGUUUAGUUGAAUCCAAUAGGAAAUCAUUAGUCCUAGAGAUCAAAUGGAAUAAAUGCGAAUCAGGAUGAAACUGAGAUCAAGGGCAGUGAAAUUUCUCUCAAUAACAUCAAUUAGUCUGACCAUUCGAUGCAGCAUCAAGCAUAUUAAAUGUAUAAUAUAGGCAAGACCAACACUGAGCCCUUGAGUAUAAACAUCUCGAAUCCUUAGAAUGAGGCUUCUUCUAUUAUCCAUUCCAAGAACUUCACGAUCAACCAGGGAUCUUUUCCCUAUGAUAAAGUUCAAAAUCAAAGUCAAUCCAUUAAGUAAAAUCUAAGCAUCUCUAACAACAAGCAAAGCAUGGCAACCAAGAAAAACAACCUAAUUAUUAAAAAUCUGGCUAGAAAUAAGAAAAUAGUGGACUAGGGUUAGGACGAGGAGAUGGAGAGUAACUUCCAAGUCAACAAGCCAGUGGGCAUCUUCGAGAAGUACACUGUGCCGAAUUAGUAGAUGUAAAGACCUCUUAAAUCAAUGCAAAGAAAUGCCUCUGAUGGAGCACUUCUAAAGUAACAGGGAUACUAAAUUGGCAAUACAAUGAAGAUAUCCUAUUUAAUGGAUACUAAGAAGAUGCUUAAUGACGGCUUUAAGAAGAAAAGAACUACCGCUGGAGGAGCUAAUCAAGAUUCAGACUCAGAAGAAGAUAACAUUAUAUUUAAUCAAUAAUCAAAGACAGUGAAAUAGCCCAUAAGAAUAAAGGAAAGCAUACAGUUGCCAUCAAUAAGAAGUACUUAACUUUCUUAAAAUCAUCCAGAUACAACUGGAUCUCAGCAGGAAGUAAGUCAUAAGUUAGUGAAUUAAUUUUAAAUUUAGUAGGAGCUAUUUCUAAAAAUGCUGAAUCAAAGAUAAAGUGAACUCAGAGGUAAUUAGUCAGAAAUGGGAUCAUAGCUUUGA
Molecule: messenger RNA, 2778 nt
Organism: Stylonychia lemnae
Lineage: Eukaryota; Ciliophora; Spirotrichea; Sporadotrichida; Oxytrichidae
Source: the annotation of a GenBank genome assembly